Messenger RNA from Monodelphis domestica (gray short-tailed opossum), 684 nucleotides. RefSeq names its product guanylate cyclase activator 2A (gene GUCA2A). The record is from RefSeq and is a predicted model, not a curated record. Gene Ontology annotation, cellular component: extracellular region. Lineage: Eukaryota; Metazoa; Chordata; Mammalia; Didelphimorphia; Didelphidae. Gene Ontology annotation, molecular function: guanylate cyclase activator activity.
UGCCAUGAACAUCCUAAUCCUGUCUGCUUUGUGCCUCUGUGGGCUGGCCACACUGGCUGGCAGUGUCACAGUCCAGGAUGGAGACUUCUCCUACCCCCUGGAGUCUGUGAAGAAACUCAAGGACCUGCAGCAGAGCAGGAUGAGGAGCCAGACGGCCCAGCACUAUGGGGUCCAUUUGUGCGCCCAUCCGGACCUUCCCAAGGAUCUGAAACCCAUCUGCGCCCGCCCCGAUGCAGCCCAGGUUUUCCAGAGACUGGGAGCCAUCGCUGAGGACUCGCACACGUGUGAGAUCUGCGCCUUCGCUGCCUGUGCGGGCUGUUAUUAGAAGGGCUGCGGCUGCAUUCCGAGCUUCUGCCCUUCAGCGCUGCUUCUGCCCCACCUCGUUGCUCUCUGGGCCCAGAUGUGCCUCUUGACCGCAGUUCGCCGGAGGAGUCACGGCGAAAAGAACUUCCGUGGCCUCUCCAAUGCCCCUCUGCCCAGGAUGCCAUCCAGCUACAUACAGGCAGAGACACGGCCCUACACCCCAGGGCAGGUCUCCUUAGCGCCACCAUCUGGGAUCACUGCGGAGGCAGAGGGCAGGGUUGGGGGGACUGGAGUGGGGGAGGAGACAUGGCUCAGGUCCCGGGUGCCACAGCUUGCAACUUUGACUGACCUGCUUCCUUAAUAAAUCUACCUUCUGGAUUA